AUGGGUUUCGAAGUAAAAGCCACAAUCGCCAACUUCGGCGGCCAACUCCUCAAGCUCUCGCACGAUUCCAGCACGACGCAAACCCCCAUGGCCGUCAGCGUAUACCUCCCUCCCGCCGCCCUCUCCUCCACCAACAAUACCAAAGUGCCCGUCCUCAUCUACCUAUCCGGCCUCACCUGCACGCCCGACAACUGCAGCGACAAGGGCUUCUUCCAGGCGCACGCGGCGAAACACGGGAUCGCCGUCGUAUGGCCGGAUACCUCCCCGCGCGGGGCGAACAUCGCGGGCGAGGACGACAGCUACGACUUCGGGAGCGCCGCGGGGUUCUACGUAGACGCCACGCAGGACCCGUGGAGCAAGAACUACAAUAUGUACAGCUACAUCACGUCUGAGCUCCCGUCGGCGUUAUUCUCCUCUUCCUCCGACAACCCUCUUGCAGGAAAGCUUGAUAGCGAGAGGGUCAGCAUCACGGGGCAUUCCAUGGGCGGCCACGGCGCGCUCACGCUGUAUCUGAAGAACCCGGGGAAAUACAGGAGCGUGUCCGCGUUCGCCCCGAUCAGCAAUCCCAGCGUGUGUCCGUGGGGCGAGAAGGCCUUCGCGGGAUAUCUGGGGAGCGACAAGGAUGCGUGGAAGAAGCAUGAUGCGACGGAGUUGGUUGCGGGGGACGAGUGGAAGGGGAAGGAUCUCAAGGCCUUGAUUGAUGUUGGCACGGGCGAUAACUUUUAUAAGCAGGGUCAAUUGCUCCCUGAGAAUUUCGAGAAGGCGGUUAAGGAGGCUGGUGUCAAGGGGGUCGAGGUGCGGUAUCAGCAGAACUACGACCACUCGUACUACUUCAUCUCGACGUUCGCCCAAGACCACGUGGAACACGCCGCCAAGUACCUCUUGUAA
This is a messenger RNA of Xylaria bambusicola, 888 nucleotides long. RefSeq names its product carbohydrate esterase family 1 protein. NCBI's taxonomy places the organism in Eukaryota, Fungi, Ascomycota, Sordariomycetes, Xylariales, Xylariaceae. Gene Ontology annotation, molecular function: S-formylglutathione hydrolase activity. The record is from RefSeq and is a predicted model, not a curated record. The coding region runs from base 1 to 888 and encodes 295 amino acids. Gene Ontology annotation, biological process: formaldehyde catabolic process. Gene Ontology annotation, cellular component: cytosol. The transcript has 2 exons.